AGGAGCACCGACGAUAAAGUGUUCAGACCCCUGCUGCCACUCCAAUGCGGGGGAAGAAACCCAUCGUGGGUUUAAUUGGACCGGGGUCAAGCUCAGUGGCCAUCCAGGUCCAGAACCUUCUACAGCUGUUCAACAUACCACAGAUUGCCUACUCUGCCACCAGUAUGGACCUCAGCGAUAAGAGCCUUUUUAAGUACUUUAUGCGGGUGGUGCCUUCAGAUGCCCAGCAGGCAAGAGCUAUGGUGGACAUUGUCAAGAGAUACAACUGGAGCUACGUGUCUGCUAUACACACCGAAGGCAACUAUGGUGAAAGUGGGAUGGAAGCGUUCAAAGACAUGGCAUCCAAGGAGGGCAUCUGUAUCGCCCACUCUGGCAAAAUCUGGAGCAAUGCUGGAGAGCAGAGCUUUGAUCGGCUGCUAGAGCGACUGAGGGGUCACCUGCCCAAGGCCAGGGUAGUGGCAUGUUUCUGUGAAGGCAUGACUGUCCGCAACAUCCUCAUGGCCAUGAGACGCCAGGGACUGGUAGGAGAGUUCCUACUCAUCGGCAGUGAUGGAUGGGCGGACCGGUACGAUGUAACAGAUGGCUACGUUAGGGAAGCGGCGGGCGGUAUUACCAUCAAGCUCCAGUCGGCUGAUGUGAAAUGGUUCGACGAGUACUACCUUAAACUCCGUCCUGAAAACAACCUCAGGAACCCCUGGUUUCCGGAGUUCUGGCAGCAUCGUUUCCACUGUCGACUUAAAGGUCACCCACAGGAGAGCAUCAAAUACAACCGCACCUGUGGCAAGCGAGAGUCGCUUCGGCAGCAGUAUGCGCAGGACACUAAGAUGGGCUUUGUCAUAAAUGCCAUUUACUCGAUGGCAUAUGGCCUGCAUAACAUGCAACGGGCACUCUGCCCAGGCUAUCAGGGCCUGUGUGAUGCCAUGCGACCCAUAGAUGGUGCUACACUGCUGGACUUCUUGAUGAAAACCAACUUCACAGGCGUCUCAGGGGAGGGAAUCUUAUUUGAUGUGAACGGAGACUCACCUGGCAGGUACGAAAUAAUGAAUUUCAAAAAGAUGGGGAAGGACUACUACGACUACAUUAAUGUAGGCAGUUGGGACAACAGAGGCUUGAAGAUAGAUGAUGAUGAAAUCUGGCCUAACAAAGACGGCAUGAUCAAGUCAGUCUGCAGUGAACCCUGUGACAAAGGACAGAUUAAGGUGAUCCGUAAAGGUGAGGUGAGCUGCUGCUGGACGUGCACUCCCUGCAAAGAAAAUGAGUUUGUGUUCGACGAGUACACCUGCCGAGCCUGUGAACUGGGCUCCUGGCCUACUGAUGACCUCACAGGCUGUGACCCCAUCCCGGUGGAGUACCUGCGGUGGGGAGACCCUGAACCCAUUGCUGCUGUGGUCUUUGCCUGCCUCGGUCUAAUGUUCACAUUCUUUGUCACCGCAGUCUUCAUCAGGUUCCGGGACACCCCAGUAGUGAAAUCUUCCAGUAGGGAGCUGUGCUACAUAAUACUGGCAGGGAUCUGCAUGGGGUACAUGUGCACCUUCAGCCUCAUAACCAAACCCUAUGUCAUCCACUGCUACCUCCAACGACUGGGAAUAGGCCUGUCACCUGCCAUGAGCUACUCUGCGCUUGUCACCAAGACAAACCGCAUCGCUCGGAUCCUGGCUGGCAGCAAGAAGAAGAUCUGUACCAAGAAACCUCGCUUCAUGUCUGCCUGCGCUCAGCUCAUCAUUGCCUUCCUUCUCAUACUGCUGCAGCUGGGCAUCAUCGUAGCUCUCUUCCUCAUGGAGCCACCUAAGGUGAUCCAUGACUACCCCAGCAUCCGCCAGGUCAACCUCAUUUGCAACACCAAUAACCUGGGUGUGGUUGCCCCGCUGGGAUACAAUGGCCUGCUCAUCCUCAGCUGCACCUUCUAUGCCUUCAAGACCCGCAACGUCCCAGCUAAUUUCAACGAGGCUAAGUACAUUGCCUUUACCAUGUACACCACCUGUAUUAUCUGGCUGGCCUUCGUACCCAUCUACUUUGGCUCCAACUACAAAAUUAUCACCAUGUGCUUCAGUGUCAGCCUCAGUGCCACUGUGGCGCUGUGCUGCAUGUUCGUACCCAAGGUGUACAUCAUUCUAGCCAAACCAGAGCGUAACGUGCGCAGUGCCUUUACCACUAGCACAGUGGUGCGCAUGCACGUGGGCGACGGCAAAUCAUCCUCAGCCGCCAGCCGUUCUUCUAGUCUGGUUAACCUGUGGAAACGCCGAGGCUCUACUGGAGAGAAUCUCAGCUCUAAUGGUAAAUCAGUGUCUUGGGCGCAGACGGAGCGCAGUGGCUCGCGCGGCAACCACCUGUGGCAACGGCUGUCCUUCCACAUCAAGAAGAAGGAGAACAACCAGACUGCCGUCAUCAAGCCCUUCUCCAAAACUUCAGAGGAGCGUUACUGUGGAGGGGGGGACCUGCCCCCACAUAUGCCUCUGCCCUCCCUCCCCUCCAUGUCUUCCCUAUCCAUUCAUCUGGACUCUGUCACGGACAAGACCCUGUAUGAGCUCUCUGAAGCAGAGGAGCGCUACUCGGUCACAUACCGGCCGCAGACGCCCUCGCCAAUCAGCACGAUCAGCCAGAGACUAGGGGCAGGUGUAGGGGAGGAGCACUCGAUGGCUGGUAUUCCAAACUACCCAAGCAGCAUUUGCAGUGGCGUCAGUGGGGGUAGCGGCGGCAGCUGCGGCAGUGGCGGCAGUGGCGGCAGCGGUGGCAGCGGCUGCAGCGGCGGCAGCAGUUGCGGGCCUACCAGCAGUGGCUCUCUGAUCGUGGGGAGCGACGGUCGUUUGAUUAUUGUGGACAAUCACCCGGGACCGGUCCAGAGUUCACUGAUGGAUCAGAUCAGCUGCGUGGUAAACCGCUUCACCGCCAACAUCACCGAGCUCAACAGCAUGAUGUUGUCAUCUUCUCCGACGCACUCACACUCGAACAAGCAGACACCUCCGUCUCCUCAUCCCGCCGACCCAUACCUGUUGCCCCGUGAUGUCCCGAUGGCCCCGACCCUCACCACCUAUGCUGACGUCCAGCCGCUCCCACCUGCCGAGUCCAACUUGGUGGGCCGGAGUGGCUGUCUCAUUCACUCUAUUCCUCGUUCACCAUACCCCCUGCCGCCUCCUCAUGUCCAGACCUCCCCCUCUCUCUCCCCCAUGCGAGGAGGCCUGAUCACCUGCCUCAACAACUCCCCUCUGAGGAGGGGCGAGUUGGAUGAGGAGCUUAUUGCGUUGACUCCGCCUUCGCCUUUCCGCGAUUCCCUGGCAUCUAGUAGUGGCUCACUAAUCUCAGAGACAGGUCUGUGUCUCCCCCCAGUCCCCUCCCAUCCUCCCCCCUCUCCCCCUUCGCCCAGGUACAGUAGACUGACACUCAGAAACUACAGCCAGAGUUCAUCCUCACUGUGAGGCAGAGAUUACAAGUAAAGAAAACGCAGAAUUGAAGAGGAGCACUCAAAAACAACACGUCGAAGUGAAGAGAAUGGGAGGAUGGAAAGAUUGAAAUCCAUUCGUCUUUGCGUGGAGUGAAAACCUGAAGUAAGGGAGUCGUGGAGGGCUGGUUGGUGAAGACGCCAAGCUGCGGCAGUCUGCUGUGUUCGUGUUUACAUGUUUGCAUUGAGAUGCAAGUAUAAGAAGCUUGCCCACGUUGUAUUUUCUUAGUGCAGUUUCUGAAAAGUGGGGCGAGAAGAACUGCAAAACGGGCCACUAUGACUUUGAGGUGUUUUGGUGUCUGUGAAGUCAAAAAUCAUUGUCUAAAGCAUAGACUGUAUAUAACAAGUGGACAUAGCCGCCGUGAUGUCACUCAUUGGUUUGUGGACUAACGUUUUAAAGCCUGGAGUUCACAAUUGACACAAGUGACUAUAUUUGGACGAGAGGUAGCUGGGGAGAGACAUCACAAGGUAGCCACGCCCUAAAGCAUACCCUGCUUUAUCGUCUAUUUUACCAUAAAUGUGACCAUCACUUACAAAAUGAACAUCGCGCUGUAGUGAAGAAACCUAGCGACUGAGACCAUUUAGAAGUAGGGUCAUUUUCUCAUGACUUUAUAUACAAUCUAAUUAUUUUUGCAUCCAGAGGAGUUACCCCCUGCUGGUCAAUUGAAAGAAUGCAGGUUUAAGGACGCUUCUGCAUUGGCUUCAAUUCUUUCAGACCCCAAAGGCUACAUCCACUUGUCUUCUACAGUCUAUGGUUUAGGACUAGGUGUCAUAUAGGCCUGGGUAGUGGCCUUAAGGUAACAUGGCUAUCAACUAAUUAGAGAUUGUGUGUGCGUGCGUGUGUGCGUGAGUAUGUUUUUGCUUUUCUUAGUUAAUGAGAUGUAAUGGCAAUAUGACAGCGAAGAGUAUUGAUGAUGUAAGACUCCUUAAGCCUGUACGGACUAAACAGAGGCUAUUUGCCAAUACACACACACACACACACACACACACACACACACACACACACACACACACACACACACACACAUAGGCGUGAGCACACACAAACACAUACAAUGAAAGGGAAAAACACUGUAAAUAGCGAGGUUUUGGAUUUUUCUUUGAUGAUAAAAUCCAACAUGCUUCUGACAAAAGUGCAUUGUGUCAACAUACCAGACCGUAUGUUACGCUGAAGAAUUUUCUCACAAGAGCAUCUUUUUAUUCAUCCAGCUCUCCAAUCUGUUCCCUCUACAUAGCUUUAUUUUCCUCAGUCCCUCUUUCUCCCGCUGCUUUCUUUUAUCCCACCAGUAUUUCAGUAUUUUCUACUCUUCCAGUUUUUUUCUUCAGAAGUUUGAAUGUAUAUUUUCUACAUGAUUCCUGAAGCAGUUGGGACCAAACCUUUUUGUACCUCUCUGUCUGUGACUCAAGAAAGAGGGAGAGGAGGGAUUGAUAAAACCAGGCCUUGUUUUACCAUAAACAUCUUAGUCAUUAACUCUUGGAUUAUUGGCAGAAAUCUGACCUCAUAGUUUGUUGUUAGUGUGUGACAUUUGACAAAGCAUAACACAAGGCUAACUGUGAUCCAUGAUCAUGAUAGUUUCUCUAUUCAAUCUGUCAUCACGACACAAGAGUCGCACGUCAAAGACUGCUUCGAAUGGGAUUACUUGGAAUCACAAUAAUCUCUUGUGUUAGUGGGCACGGGAUUGAAGCUGGGAGACCUUCUACACAGGGUCAUCUGUUGCACAGCUAAACAUAACUUUUUGACUUCUCCACUCUUAUCAGACAAAGAAGGGAAGAACAACAAAAGAGAGUCAUAUUGAAUGGACGGACAUGAGAGUGGCAUUGAUCUUCUCGUCUUACUCUCAGAAAAGAAAGGAAAAUCAGUGAUUUGCCAAAAUGUCAAUCUGUUGUUUUAAAAGUAAGGCCUCAUGAGACUAACUCCAAAUGUCGUACUUCCUGGAUUGUGAAGUGAACGCAAUCCAAGUGGUAAUUACAUUUUCUCAACAAACAAAAAAAAGAUAUUUGGCAAUAGUAGUACAGUAGUACUGCGAUGUCAUACUCAUAUCAGUAUGAGAUGUUUUUACAUCUUAAAUAAAAAAUUAAUGUCUGUGUAGAUGGGUGAACAGAACUAAACUUCGAUAAGAGAGCAAAACCUUAAAUAUCUCAUUUGGCUGUUUAAGAUUAGAGUUGAAAUGGUAUGCCUUUAAAACGGAAUAUAUUGUUCUUACAUGUGCCAACACUUAGACAGAUGUGUGUGAGUACCCAGAGUAUUACUGGGAGAUAAAAUGUGCCGAUGAAUGCAUUCACUAAGAUGCUUUUGAGAAAUGGGGCCCUGGCGUUGUGACAGCUCCUUCCACAGAGGAAACCCCUCAGCAAAGUAACAAAACAAGAGUCAGAAGGUUGUGAUACACAAACACACACACAUUUUAUACGAGGAAUGUUAUCUACAGCGAAGCGUGGAUUAGUAUAUCUGACUUAAUUAAAGAUAAUUGGGACUGUUGGCAUCACAACAACAAUGAGUACUUGACAAAAUGUUGCCUGUGUAUUAUUGUCCGUCAUGAUUGCCAUGUUUUCUGCGGCACAUGCAUUCGUCUGCCGACCGCAGAUGCGGUCCGUGGUCUGAUUGCUUCUUGUGAGUGUAGUAUUUCUGCUCUACAGUAGCCAGCAAGAACAAACUCAGACAAAGGGAUUCUGUAAAUAAUAAGGGCAUGCAAAGACAGUUCUGUUUUGUUUCAGAUGAAAGUACAUUUAUUUACAUAUCAACAAAGGUGAAAAAAAAGACAAAAAAAAGAGAUGUUUUUGAACUAUGUUAUAACAUCAUACAGUACCAAUAUGUGUUACGACUACAGAAACUGUGUUACUACUCUGAAUGUGUGAGUGACCAUUCCUAUUCAAAUGUCUUGUAAUUCAACACUAUAAUAAUAAUUGAUAUUAACAUGAUUAUUGUGCCAAAGGGGUUAGGGAGGAUCUAGCUUACUAGCUUGUGGGUAAAUAAAUGGUUUCAUAAAAAAAGUUCAAAAAAUAUAAAUGUAAAACUGUUUCUAUUGUUUUUGGAUAUUUUCUAUAUAAAUAUUCCACAUUUUCCAGUGUUAAAGCAAUAUUAACCAUGCGUAUACAAAGGUGCACAUCUGAAGGGUUUCCUAAAUCAUAAACGAUGUUCUUUUUCAUCCUGCUGUAAUCUCUGGUGGACAAUUCAGCAAGGAAGAUGGCGGGUUGAAAUGCCUCUUUAUGUAAUGAGAGGGAUACAAUCUAGUCAUUUAAAGUUACAAAGAAGGUAAAAGUCCCUAUUUUUUUUGCAAUGUUAUCCUCUUACUUUGCUUGUGAUUCCUCUUCUUUCGCUGUGUGUUCCUGGUUCAGUCUCUGAUCUUUAAGUCAGAUUCCAACCCACUGAUGACAUAGCUGCUGUGUGAGAUAGCUAAGAGGAUGAUUUGUGUGUGUGCCAUUAAUUGUUGCAAACUUUUUUUGUGAAGUGUGCCAUUCAAUUAAGAUAAAAAGAAAACAUGGUCUGGUUGUCCUCAAAGUAGCUGCAGUUUGUCUCGACAACUCAGAGCAAGACAAUACAAUUCUUCCUGGAUCCAAAAAUUGGGUGAAGUGGGUACGCACAAUCAGCAUCUCAGUUAAUUGCACAGAGACUUUUGCUCAUGAAUGUUGACAGAUAAAAGCAUAAAACGAGAACCGUUGGUCAUAAUUGGUUCUUGUCUCAAAGUGCUGUCUGUGCAUCGUUACCUCGACAUCUACUUAUCUAAUUUUAAUCAUCGAGAUCCUGACCUGUUGUCAGAAAAUGAACCAGUGCUGUUGCUGAGAUGUUAUCGGUGAGGAGUUGUGCUUUGUGUGCUUCUGUCACCGGCAGUGUUAAAAACAUGCAGACAGAGUAACAGGGAGCUUGCUUCAGCACUUCAGCUGCGUGUUAUCAGCCCCCCUGGGUUGGUCUCGACAGUUGUGUGCUACCUCGGCAGAAAAAGACUGGAUCAGUGCUUACAUCUACUGCUGUCUUAUUCUCUUUUAAGGGCUCAGUUCUGUGACAUCUUUUAUUCAAAUCAAGUGGUCAUUAAAAAGGAUUUUGGUUGUAAAAGUACAGCAGGCCUAUUAUGAAAUUACAGUUUGAAGUAGCAGAGAAUCAUGGCCUUACUAUAUAUACUCACAGAACCACAGGGAGAUAGAAAUGUCAUCUUUUGUAGCAUUUUUGACAAAAUAAGAUUUCAGGCCCUGCAUUUCAAUCCAAUCUUUUUAGUGAUUUUUACACCUGGUGAACUUUCUAACAUUUUUCGUGACAAAUGCGUAGUAACCCUCUCGGUGUGGAAAUAAAAACACGUUGCGGUAACAGGUGCAAUGCAGACAUUUAGCUUUCUGCACAAAUACCAUCGCUCCACAUUGUUCUGUCACAAAAAGCUACCGCUCAUAUUAAUCUGUGGUGAUCUCAGUUAUAGAUAUUUCCCCUCAUAUUCUCGCCAAAACACGAUGAUGGUGAUGAUGAUGAUGAGUGAAAUCUUAUGAUCGCCAGGAAGAUCAUCUCCUGAUACAUAUCUUCCCCAAAUGCUGUUAUUUUAGUAAAUGCACUCUAAAGAAUUGGAUUGAUAAUCCCCUGCGCUCAGAAAUACUUGUAAUCCAGACAUGCGCAUCUGCUGAUCGGAGGGAAAAAAAGACACAAGGUCGUUUAGUUUAUACUUUGUGUACGAAAAUCGGUCCUGGUUCAGAGCCAAAUACGUGUAACCACGGGGCUGCUUCACAUGCUUCCCUCCAAUGCUAUUUGUUUAAAGUGCAGUUUGAGCAAGCCUUGGUUUCAGGGCGCAGUAUAUAGUUUAGUUUUGGAUUGCGGAAAUGGGCAUCUGUGAGCAGAUUGGUGAUGAACUGAUGAGGGUUAUUCAGCUUGAUCAAUCUGACUGGCAGUGCUGUGUGAUGUGAGCAGCGUCUCCCACUGUCCUGCCUGAUUAUUUGUUUGAUUUGCUCCAGAAAACAGAACUAUGUUUACUGCGUAAACACCACAAAGACAUACGGUUGAAUAUGCUGUCAGGGCAGGAGACGUUUGUCUCGUCAGCACUGUCGCAGGCUCUCGCGUAAUUAUUAUGGAUAAUGAUGAACUCCUUUUUGUGAGUGUAAUUUAGUAGAUAUCACAAAUAGUUUCUUACCUUUUUUAACAGCAUUAAUGGAAUUAGUGAAUCACAAGAUGCUUAUGUGAAGUAACAACACAUGUGUUUUCCUGAACUGGGUAUUGAAAGUCUUGUAUACAUUAAAUCUGAGGUCAACCAGUCCCUUUUAUUUGCUAAGCAGAAAAUCCCUUCACAUUUAAUCCUGUUCUUUUUUUUGUUUUUCCUUGCACACUAAUCAAAAGAAAUCGAUAAGCAAAUCCUAACCAUACACAUCCAUAAGCUUGUAAAAAUGUAUUAUUUAUUUAUAGCAAAAGAAACUGGGAAGUAUCACAAACCCGUAUUGAUAAUCGAGGAACGUUACCCAGCCCUACUGUUCAGAAUGCCACAUUCUUUAUUGGACGAAUCCGGUUUAAAGAAACGUGUUGCCCCCGGGGGCUGACGGCUCGAUGUCUUAAAAAUCAUCAACAGUCUUUUUGUAAGUUGUUCGGAAGCUGCUGAUUUUGAAUGUUGCUUUUCUAUAAAGAAGUAAAGAGCACGUGUGUUUUGAUAUGAGGUUGUUUCCUCAGACAAUAGAGUAAAGAUGAUUUUAGGGAGUCGGUGUAAGUUAUAUCGUGCAGAGGAGAUGGAGUUGCGUAGUUAGAUUUAGAAGUAAGAGAGGAGUUUGUGUGUGUAUUUAUUUGGCUUCAGGAUUUAUGAGAAAGUGGAAUCAUUUAUUCUGCAGGUCUCUGUGUGUCUUUUAUUGUUUUGCAUUCAGAGCAGGCAGAAUUUACAGUAUUGUGUAUUGAUGGUUUGUGAAAUAUAUUUAGCUUUUGUUUGGUUUUAUUAUAAGAGAAUUAAACCAAACUGAGCUGAGAUAUUACACCAUAUAACACAGGUAUCCUUGCAGGGCAUGAUGGGGGAUCAAAGAAACAUUUGUUUUCAUAUUCCUCAUAGAUCCUCUUGUUUGGAUUAUUACUAUUAAACACAAACCCCAUUAAUACCCCUUGCUUUAAAUUCUGAUGAGAUUGUAUUUUCAUUAGAGAUAUUAGGAGAUGAUUGUUGCCUAGAAGUGAUGUUUACAUUGUUAAUGCUCACUUGAGAUGAUCAAGGUUAUCAUGUUUAAUUAGUGACUUCUGUGGUUCUGACAUUUUAUAAGCUUGUAAGCAAACGUACAUGUUUUGUGUUUUCCAGGAGCCGAAAACGAAUUUAGUUUAUUCGCGACAAAGGCAGCUCAUCUGCAUAUAAAUGAAGCCGCUGCGUUGUGUUCCAAUCUCUUUACAAGCCGGGCUAAUCAAAACCGUAAUUCAACCGAACUCAUUGGAGCGGCUAGUUCGGGCUUCGUUUUGAUAAAAAAGAAAAUUAUGAUGGGUUUCCAUAAACAUAAUUAAAGGGAAGUGGGAUGAGUUGAAUUCCCUAUAAUGAGUAUGUAGAAUGUAAUAUAUUUUUUCUAUAUUUAUUUAGAAGUAUUUAUUCCCUCCAGGCAGAAAAGGACUAUUACUGAAAUUAAAAUGUAUGAUAAAUGUAUUAUACUUAUUUAUUUAAAAAAAUAGCCGCAUAGUGAGGAUUGAAUCCCCAGACUCCAGUGGUGUUUUAUCACGCCGUUAUUAACGUAAGCUCCACUCAGUGCCAAGUUUCUGUCAUCUUUUUAUUUCAAGUGCUACUGCAUUUAAUUGCUAAGGGUGGAUGAACACUGCAGACGUUUGGUUAAACUGCAAUUAUAUCGACAUGACAAAAACAAGAUGUUUGACGAUGCCAAAAUCUUGUAAAUGUGAUAAAGAUGGCUUAAAUUCAUCAUUUUCUCAAUGAAGCCUUGUAGUGUUGAUCCACCCUACUUUUAAUGAACCUGUCUUCUUUAAAGCUUUGUUGUUGUUGUUUUUUGCUUUGUUUUUCUCUGAUGUUCAGAAUUGUAGAAUGUAAUUUGAUGCUUUGUAUUGGUGUGAUGAUGGAAGAUGGUUUUAUAUUUGGAUAUUUGAUUCUCUAUUUAAUAUCAGCUUUGUGACAUUUGAGAAUAUACUGUAUGGCUCUAGCUGUUUGGAAAAUACAGUAUGUUUCUAAGUGGCUUUUUAGGGGGGGGGGGGGGGGGGUUGAAGACUUCAGGCAGAUUUUAUGUUCAAUCACUGUUAUUGCCCACAAUUUAGCCAUUACAGAAUGGAUCAGAUGAUUUUCUCCCAGGAAGGUUUGAUAACCAGAUCCAAUCUGCAUUCCACAUGGUUUUGUCUCUGAUUUUGGCGCCUCGUUCACAAGCUUUUUGGAGUCUCCCAACAGACCUGACGGUGAGAACAAGAGCAGUUCUGGCCAAAUAGAGUUCUUCUCAUCUACUAAUUAAUGAAUCUUUAUCUCCACACUCCAAAUUGGCGAUGCCUGUGGAGGCACCUCUUUGGGCUCAUCCGUGGCCAUUGGAAACAGCAAAGAGAAAAGAGAGGGGGCAGUGUUAACAACAUGCUCCCUGUGCUUUUAAUAUAACUAUACUUUUCUUUUAAAUCAGAGAACACAAGAAAAGAGGAGCAAGGGUUCACAUAUGUGGAUGUGUUUUAUCUAACAAUAGCAGUUGUUUUUGGAGCAAUAAAAAGCACAUUUAAUAAUAAUAUGAUUACUAGCCAAUAAGUCCACUUAAUUAUCUUCAAUGAAAUUCCCCUAAACAUCAACUCUUGCACAAUUGUGGGUACACCUAUCCAUAGAUAUAUUCAUAUAUAUUAAAUAUGUUUUAAUAUUGCAAGGCAGGGAGUGCAGAUGCAUUAAUGUGAUCUGAGAAGAAGCAGAAGCCUGUGCAAAGGGAGAAACAGCGAGCACGAGAAGUUAGAUGAGCAUCAGGCAGCUCCAGCCUGCUGCUCAUCCACACAACAGGAAGUAACUGUAUCUGUGUUGGCUAAGGGAAGCACAUGAAAUACAAUCUCUUCUUGAACAAUUCUCCUCUCUGCAGAGACACUGUGCUACCACCGCAUGUUGGCAUUAACAGGUGGGUUUUUAAAAGUCACCAUAGUUUGACUCACUGCAGUCAAGCACCCACACACCGAGCAGCAAGACAGAGCGAGAGCAGCCUUCUUGAAAUGGAACAAAAGAAGUCACAGGGCAUUCAUUAACUCUAACUCACAGCUCUUCAUGAUAACAUGGUUCUCUUCAUGGUUUUUUUUCUUAGUGGGCUGUAACGCAACAAUUCUGGGACCCUCCAGUCGCUGUGACCAGACAGCAGUGCUGUGCAGAUGAGAUAUGGUGUGGUGUGGGGGGGGGACUAACACACAAACGAAAGGGUUUUGCUUUUUGAUUCAUUUUUUUUGCCGUUGAUAAAUCAUUGUGUAAGUGUACUACAAAGUACCUUUGAAUCAUUAUUGAAAUCAUUAUUAAAAAAAACUAUGAUUGACCUUUUUGUCUUUUCCAUCUUUUUAGUCGAUCAUUAUUAUAAGAAAGUCACAACAAUUACAAACUAACAUGCAGCAUAUAGAAGAU
Messenger RNA from Cottoperca gobio, 11922 nucleotides. It is a transcript of the gene grm5b, whose product is annotated as glutamate receptor, metabotropic 5b. The record is from RefSeq and is a predicted model, not a curated record. Gene Ontology annotation, molecular function: G protein-coupled receptor activity. NCBI's taxonomy places the organism in Eukaryota, Metazoa, Chordata, Actinopteri, Perciformes, Bovichtidae. Bases 45 to 3413 code for a protein of 1122 amino acids. The transcript is spliced from 16 exons. Gene Ontology annotation, cellular component: membrane. Gene Ontology annotation, biological process: G protein-coupled receptor signaling pathway.